Molecule: messenger RNA, 957 nt
Organism: Penicillium pulvis
Lineage: Eukaryota; Fungi; Ascomycota; Eurotiomycetes; Eurotiales; Aspergillaceae
Gene: pyr6
Product: polyprenyltransferase pyr6
Exons: 3
Coding region: 1-957 (318 amino acids)
Cellular component (GO): membrane
Molecular function (GO): transferase activity, transferring alkyl or aryl (other than methyl) groups
Source: RefSeq, a predicted model, not a curated record
AUGGUCAAAGCUAUGCAGCAGAGACAACCCAUUCAAAUAGCCCGAGAUCUCUGGCGUCUCUCCCGGUUUAACAAGUAUAACCCAUUUUUGGGUACCUUUGCUGGUGUAUGGUCCACUUUCCUAGCGGGCAUUAUCAAAGUCCACACCGAGCCUAGUACGACCGAGCUACCUAAUAUGUUUCGACAAAUCGGACUAUGCUUCCUUUACUGUUAUGUCCUUACUGGUGCAGGGAUGGUCUGGAAUGACUGGGUCGAUCGCGAUAUCGACAGCCAAGUAGCACGAACAAAAGACCGCCCCCUCGCGUCAGGGAGGAUCAAGACAACCGAGGCGCUCAUUUGGAUGAUGGUUCAAUAUCUUGUUGCGUGGUGUAUACUAGAUUUCAUGCUGGCUGGUGAAGAUGUGCUCUUUUCCUUGGUCCCAACAACCAUCGGAAUUGUCCUGUAUCCAUUCGGCAAGCGACAAACCGCCCAGAAGCUUGGAAUAUACCCCCAGUUUAUUUUAGCCGCAGCAGCCGCAUGGACCAUUAUUACUGGGGGUGCAGCGAUCUCACCGCAGUCUCACGAUUAUCAGAUGCCGCUGUGUUUGCUGGUUGUAACCUGGAUUCUAUAUAUCAAUACUGCCUAUAGCUACCAGGACAUGGUCGACGAUGCAAAGAUGAAAGUCAAUUCUCUCUAUGUUCUCGCCGGUGGACAGAUCAAGCUGUUUGUUGCGGUGUUGGCGGUUAGCGUUCUCAUCUCCAUUGCUUGGAUAUUGACGCAUGUACAUGCGUCAGCGUGGCUCUGGAUAUCUUGGAUGGGAGUUUGGUCGGCGUCUUAUGUGGAACAGUUGAUAGGAUUCUCGGCGAAGGAUCCUGGGAGUGGAGGCGCUGUUCAUGCUAAGAACUUUGUCCUUGCGAUUUGGACCUUUGCGGCUUGUAGUGUUGAGCUUGUUUUGGGUCAACAUCCAAGACUUCAUUAG